AUGCGUUACCUACUACAACUACAGCCAAACCAGCUCCCCUACUACAACUACAGGUACACCAGCUACAACCACAGCAGUUCCCACUACAACCAAAGCCACCCCAGCUAUGACAACUGCAGAUCCCACUACAACCACUGCAACACCUACUACAACUACAGCUACCCCAGCUACAACUACUACAGCCCUAACUACAAUCACAACCACAGACGCCCCAGGUACGACCAGUCCAGCCCCAAUAACAACCACAACCAAUGCAGCAACCGCUACAACCACAGGCACCGCAACUACAACCACUGCAGCCCCAACUACAAUCACCACCACAGCCGCCCCCACUACAACCACUGUAGCAGCUACCAGAACUGCAGCUGCCCCAGCUACAACCAGUGCAGCCCCAAUUACAACCACAACCACUGUAUCACCUACUACAAGUACAGCCAAACCAGCUACAAACACUGCAGCCCUAAUUACAAACACAACCACAGCCACACCAGCUACAACCACUGCAGCCCCCAUUACAACCACUGCAGCCACCACUACAGCCAAAGCUGCCCCAGCUACAACCAUUGCAGCCCCCACUACAACAAAUGCAGCAACUACUACAACUACAGCCACCCCAACUACAACCACUGCUGCCCUAAUUACAAUCACAACCACAGCCGCCACAGCUACAACCACUGCAGCCCCUACUACAACUACAUCCACUCCGGCUACAACCACCGCAACACCUACUACAACUACAGCUACCCCAGCUACAACUACUACAGCCCUAACUACAAUCACAUCCACAAACGCCCCAGGUACAACCAGUACAGCCCCAAUUAUGACCACAACCACUGCAUCACCUACUACAACUACAGCCAAACCAGCUACAACCACUGCAGCCCCAAUUACAACCACAACGACUGCAGCACCUACUACAACUACAGCCACCCCAGUUACAACCACUGCAGCCCUAAUUACAAUCACAACCACAGCCGCCCAAGCUACAACCACUGCAGCCUCAACUACAACCAAAUCCACCUUAGCUACAAACACUGCAUCCCCCAAUACAACCGCUACAGCCCCUAUUACAACUACAGCCACACCAGCUACAACCACAGCAGUUCCCACUACAACCAAAGCCACCCCAGCUAUGACAACUGUAGAUCCCACUACAACCACUGCAACACCUACUACAACUACAGCUACCCCAGCUACAACUACUACAGACCUAACUACAAUCACAACCACAGAUGCCCCAGGUACAACCAGUCCAGCCCCAAUUACAACCACCACCACAGCAGCCCCCACUACAACCACUGCAGCAACUACCAGAACUGCAGCUGCCCCAGCUACAACCACCCCCACUACAAACUCUACAGCACCUAUUACAACUACAGCCACACCAGCUACAACCACAGCAGCCCCAACUAUAAUCACAACCACAGCCACCCUUCCUACAACCACUACAACUCCCGCUACAACCACAGCCCCUACUACAACUACAGGUACACCAGCUACAACCACAGCAGUUCCCACUACAACCAAAGCCACCACAGCUAUGGCAACUGCAGAUCCCACUACAACCACUGCAACACCUACUACAACUACAGCUACCCCAGCUACAACUACUACAGCCCUAACUACAAUCACAACCACAGACGCCCCAGGUACGACCAGUCCAGCCCCAAUAACAACCACAACCAAUGCAGCAACCGCUACAACCACAGGCACCGCAACUACAACCACUGCAGCCCCAACUACAAUCACCACCACAGCCGCCCCCACUACAACCACUGUAGCAGCUACCAGAACUGCAGCUGCCCCAGCUACAACCAGUGCAGCCCCAAUUACAACCACAACCACUGUAUCACCUACUACAAGUACAGCCAAACCAGCUACAAACACUGCAGCCCUAAUUACAAACACAACCACAGCCGCCUCAGCUACAACCACUGCAGCCCCCACUACAACCACUGCAGCAACUACUACAAAAACAGCCACCCCAACUACAACAACUGCAGCCCCAACAACAACCACAGCUACAACCACUGCAGCCCCUACUACAACUACAGCUACCCCAGCUACAACUACUACAGCCCUAACUACAAUCACAUCCACAAACGCCCCAGGUACAACCAGUACAGCCCCAAUUAUGACCACAACCACUGCAUCACCUACUACAACUACAGCCAAACCAGCUACAACCGCUGCAGCCCCCACUACAACGACUGCAGCACCUACUACAACUACAGCCACCCCAGUUACAACCACUGCAGCCCUAAUUACAAUCACAACCACAGCCGCCCAAGCUACAACCACUGCAGCCUCAACUACAACCAAAGCCACCUUAGCUACAACCACUGCAUCCCCCAAUACAACCGCUACAGCCCCUAUUACAACUACAGCCACACCAGCUACAACCACAGCAGUUCCCACUACAACCAAAGCCACCCCAGCUACGACAACUGA
Messenger RNA from Polyodon spathula (Mississippi paddlefish), 2451 nucleotides. Its product is annotated as GATA zinc finger domain-containing protein 14-like. The record is from RefSeq and is a predicted model, not a curated record. Bases 1 to 2451 code for a protein of 816 amino acids. The transcript has 6 exons. Lineage: Eukaryota; Metazoa; Chordata; Actinopteri; Acipenseriformes; Polyodontidae.